AUGUUAAAUAGCUCGUUAUAUUAAUCACCUUAAACAAAAAAUUUGAAAAGUGUGAUUGCCCCACAAUCUUCAAUUACUGAUAGGAACGUAUCUCCUAGCAGAGCUAAGAUUGCAUAGUUAAGCGAAAAGUUAUCUGGAUUACAGAUUGAAGAGGAUAAAACAUUAAAAAAGGAAGCUUAUGAAUAAAAGCUCAAGCUUUUUGACGAGAAAUUUUAAAAGGCUUACUAAAAUGAUUUAAGCAGACUUAAAAUAAUUUAAGACCAAUUGAGUAAAAUAGAAGAUGGAUUAACUAACGAAAAAAUAAUUAGAGAUUCAAGGGAUGAUAAUUUUAAGUAGAGAGAUGUUAAGGGAUUAGAGUAGAAUAUAGUUAAGGAAUUGUAAAAAGAUAAAACCUUGAGAAGGGAAUCAGAAUUGAAAGUGGCUAGAUUAAUUGAUGAAAAAUCAUAUCAAUAUAGAUUGGAAUUAGCUAAAUAAAAGAAAAUGAGAGAGGAAACUGAAGAACAAUAUUCAAAUGAAAUUGGAGAAAGAGUCUUAAACUUAGCAGAGGAUGUCUAAAAUGAAAGAAGAGAAAGAGAAGCCGCUUGCUAAGAGCUAAUUAGAAGAUUUGGAGAAUCUGUCUUUUAAAUCUAGGAGACUCUGACUAAGGAGAAACGAUAAAGAUAGGAAUCUCAAUCUCAAAUGUAUAGAAUGAUAGAUGAGAUGAAUAAUAUUUUAAAUUUAUAGUUAUCAGAAGAAAAAGCAUAAAGAGAAUCCACUGAAGAAACUAUGCUUAGACUGUUGGAUGAAACAUGUAACAGAGUGGAGAACUCAUUAAGAAGAUGAUCGGAUUUUAUCAUAUAUUUAAUUACAACAUUAUCUAAAGUCAUUAUUAAUUA
Paramecium tetraurelia is the source of this 875-nucleotide messenger RNA. RefSeq lists its product as uncharacterized. The transcript has 4 exons. NCBI's taxonomy places the organism in Eukaryota, Ciliophora, Oligohymenophorea, Peniculida, Parameciidae. The record is from RefSeq and is a predicted model, not a curated record.